AUGGCUGCCUGCCAAGAGAUGAGGAUGGAAUCUGUGGUUUGUCCUAAGCCACGCCGCUUGGUUCUUCAAACCCUUCCUGAUAAUGACCCCAUCACUGCCCAUAGAUGGCCCAUCGGCCAUGCCAAGACUGGAAAUUCUAAAGCAGGAGCUGAAUUUCUUGAUAUGAUCCUCGCUAAGGAAAGUUUUGGUGAAAAUUUAAGCCACCAAUUGGCAACAUCUCCCCCAUUCUUUUGGGGGUCUCCACCAAGUAGGACUUCCAACCCUUUAGUCCAAGAUGAGCAAUUUGGUAAUGGUAACAAUAUCUACCAACUUUGUGAAGAACCCCCAUCUCCAUCAACCCAUAAAGGUGGAUGCACCCGUAUGAAAUUUGGGCAUCGACCUGCAGCAGUCCGAAUCGAAGGAUUCGACUGUCUCGACCGCGAUGCCCGAAAUUGCAGCAUUUCUGUUGUGGCUUAA
This is a messenger RNA of Cucurbita pepo subsp. pepo (vegetable marrow), 456 nucleotides long. The record is from RefSeq and is a predicted model, not a curated record. NCBI's taxonomy places the organism in Eukaryota, Viridiplantae, Streptophyta, Magnoliopsida, Cucurbitales, Cucurbitaceae.